AUGAAGCUCCCUCAAUCUCUUGCUGUUUUGCUGGCGGUUUCGGCCGUCAGCGGCUCCCCAGCUCCUCUCAAGAAGCGUCACUAUACCUUUCCGGCCAUAGACUCAACUAGCGAUUGGCAAUACGUUCGUCAAACGACCAACUACCAAUCCAACGCUGGCCUCGCCGAUGUCAACUCCGAUCAAUUACGCUGCUACCAAGCAGGUACACAGGGCGCAAAGUCUACCAUGGCUGUUGCUGCGGGUGGAAGCGUCACUUUCAAAUCGAGUCCUAAUAUCUUCCACCCUGGUCCUAUCCAAUUCUACAUGGCCAAAGUCCCCGACGGACAAGACGUCACAACAUGGGACGGCAAAGGCGAAGUAUGGUUCAAGAUUUACGCCGAGAAAGCGAUCAGCUCUGGCGGACAACUAAGCUGGGCAAGCUUGAACAAAGGAUCCUUCAGCGCCACGAUACCGAAGAAUCUCCAAUCUGGUGACUACCUGCUACGAAUCGAACAUAUCGCUUUGCAUCAAGCAAGUAGCACUGGUGGCGCGCAAUUCUAUAUCUCUUGCGCGCAAGUCAAGGUUACGGGAGGCGGGAGUGGGACUCCGAGUCCGUUGGUCUCGUUCCCUGGUGUGUAUAAAGCGUCGGAUCCGGGGAUCAAGAUUAAUAUUUAUUCGGCGGCGGGUACAUAUACUCCUCCAGGACCUCCAGUCUGGCAAGGCUAA
Messenger RNA from Mollisia scopiformis, 705 nucleotides. RefSeq lists its product as uncharacterized. The record is from RefSeq and is a predicted model, not a curated record. The transcript is spliced from 4 exons. NCBI's taxonomy places the organism in Eukaryota, Fungi, Ascomycota, Leotiomycetes, Helotiales, Mollisiaceae. Bases 1 to 705 code for a protein of 234 amino acids.